Messenger RNA from Cucurbitaria berberidis CBS 394.84, 3245 nucleotides. RefSeq lists its product as uncharacterized. NCBI's taxonomy places the organism in Eukaryota, Fungi, Ascomycota, Dothideomycetes, Pleosporales, Cucurbitariaceae. The record is from RefSeq and is a predicted model, not a curated record. The coding region runs from base 1 to 3192 and encodes 1063 amino acids. The transcript is spliced from 4 exons.
AUGGAUAUCCCUGAUGCAGACUUCGCUACGGCAAAAUCAACUUGUUACCGAGGCCUCGUCCGAGUGGCGCUACAUGCGCUUGACUUCGAUCAUCGAUUAGCCGUAAACAAACACCGGGAAGUCGCGCAACAAAAUGUUAAACGCCUAGAAAAGAUAUUCGAAAGAGUUGGUUGUCUCCGAUUGCAAGAGGAUAAUGUGGUUAAUGCAGUUAUUCCUGAUGACGACCUAAGCGUAGCUUUAGCCUCACGUGGAAUGACUUUAGAUGAGUUGCGCAGUGUUCAAUGGCCACAGGAUGCACCGGUACUGGAUCUAAGGAAUGUAAAAUGUCUGUCAGGAUUGCACCAAACACCCAAACCAAUUCUCAUCCGCAUCGUUGAGUCGUAUUCCAACGAAGAGAAGCCUUCAGAUGGCGAGAUCUUCCGCAAGAUACGCUUAUACCACAGGGAAGGCAACGAAGAGGCUGAAAAUCGGUGGUGGAGUCGCCUCGAUAAAUCCAAGCCCAAAGAUUUGCGCCAAUUACUUAAAAGAACUAAGCUUGCUUUAAAAUUUGAUGCACUUAUAGACAUGCCAGGGCUGUGGGCGAAAGUGCAGAUUGGGGCCCUUCACAGACUUCUAGUAUUGAAAUGCGAUGAGGAGAUGAUAGAGUAUCUGAGCCAUGUCGUAGAGGCCUGGAAAGGCUUUCUACGCUGCGGACAAACGACCUUGCCUUUCUCGGUUGUGGACACGGCCACCGUGCAAAAUCUCGAACUUCUGGUACCUAAAUAUUCAGAUAUAGACAAAGAAUCAGUGGUUGAUCUUAUGGAACGCAGGGUCAUAUUUCCUUCGCAAGUUGACCAACGGAUACGAAAGAAUUUGGUCGACAACAUCUGCGCCUUCCCAGGUGCCAUUCCAUCUCUGCGAACUUUCUUCGAGAUGCUAAAGUAUCUGGAGCCAAUAUGCGAGGCUCUGAGACAACUUUUAGGCGAAAACCUAAAGAAUACCAUUCGGUCGAGCCUUAUGGGACGGUUUUUUGCCCCUGCCAAAACAUUGGUACAGGCCUCGGAGACCGAGGAUGUGGAGAUUAAACCAACAAUCAAUAAGGAAACGAAGGCGAUGAUUGCAUAUACAGAGUUGUGGGCAUUUUGUGGGCGUCACUCUGAUGGGUUGACUGCGUUUACACCAAGAAAAGAGGUCAGUGGCGCAAAACCGCGUGUCAAUGGGCCAAAUCCAGUGAUCUGGCAGCACCUUGCUAGAUUUGCGAUAUCGAGAGGUUUCAGGAUACCACAUGCUGAAGCAUUAGUAGAAAAGGAGGGUGACUUUCAGUCUCAACUUGCUUUAGAGUACCUCCAAAAAGCCAACCCAACCACACCCCGCUUUAGCAGUGCUCACGUCCAGCAAGUUCUAGUUGCUAGCCAAGUAGAGGACACCGCUCGUAGUAGCGACAGGUUUGACACGGAUACGGAACAUAUGAAUAUAGAUAGGCGAAGUGGUCGUCCCUUCGCACGAGUCUUCGCAAAGGACAAGGAGAUACUUUUUUUCCCACGGAUAUAUGACACAACGCCUUGCAAACACGCUAGUUUAUCUCUUAUGCGCCACGACCUCUACUCGCGUAUCUUCGGUCGUUUCGAGUUCCAGAUUGACGACUUUGGGCCACCCACAAGUGUCCUAACAAUGACGGAGGCAAUGGAUAUUGAUACCCCUAGCGACUCCGUGGAAUUACUCCUGCGAUGUGAGGCCCUUAAGGAGGAGAAUCGUAACCUCCAGGUUCAGCGUGAUGAGAUCGAAAGGAAAUACACCACAGAUCACAAUAGACUCGAGCAACUUAAGAAGGAUUUGGCCAUCGCCCGGGAGCGAAUUGAGAGCACUAACUCCAAAUAUGAUCAGGUCAAUACGCUAUACCUUAGGCUAAAGCAGACGCCUAACGACACCGCGGAAUUACUCCUGCGUUAUGAGGCCCUUCACGAGGAGAAUCGUAGCCUCCUCUUUCAGCGUGAUGCCCUCGAAGGGAAAUACACCGCAGAUUGCAGCGAUCUCCGGAACAAUUUGACUAAUGCUCAGGAGCGCAUCGAGCGAGCUACCUUCGAAUAUGACCAGAUCAACACACUUUACCUUGGACUGAAGCAAAAACAUAGCACCUGUCAGGCGACUAUCGACCAUCUUCGCAACAAGGCACCAGAUAUGACAAAGAGAAAGAAGAAGCUUGAGUCCAGACGUGCACAAAUCCAGCAGGAGCGCAACGACGUUCAGCAGAGUUCUGAGUCAAAUGCGUUGAUCAGGAUAGAAUCUGCGGCAGCGAGUGUGGAAUUUCUGGAAGGUAAUGACGAGCUCAUACUAGAGGACCAGCGACCUUGUGAAUGGAAUUCGUGUUAUAAUGGGGAGCAGCAUGAGAUAUUCAUCGCUCUUUCUAACGCCGCAGAUGGCAACAUGCGGGGUUAUAGCUAUCUGCUGAGUCAAGACCCUCUUGAGGCUAUCACUAGCAUCGAAAAAUUAUUGCGCGAGGCUAAAGAGCGAUUCAGCCAGAGUCAAUACGGUGCCAUGACCAUCCUGGGAAAGCAUCUUACACCAAUGACGCCUACAUAUCUCUUACAAUGUUUGGCGCAAACCCGCACUAUAUUCAUCGGUCCAUCAUCCAUCUUAGCGGCAUAUAACACAGGAACAGCUCUCAUGAAGGCAAGUUCAUUGCAGGGCCCAUCCACUAUCGCGGAGGUUACUCGGGGCAUACGGAGGCAACGAGAUGAUAGCGAUGAUGAUGAUGAACGCCUGGAGACUAUUACAGCGAGCACAACUGACGGACGCAUCAUAAGAUAUGCGAAGACUAAGCUUACGGAAAAGAGAAGGCUUCUAGAAGCAGAACCAGAAGAGGUAGUAGGAGAAAUGAGGCUUCUAGAACCCGCACCAGCCCCAGCGCCAGAAGCAGUGGCAGAGGAAGCGAGGCUCAUAGAACCAGCUCCACCAAAGGUGGUGAAGGACAGGUGGAUUCUAAAACCGGCGCCAGACGCGGCAGAGGAAGGGAGGCUUCUAGAACCAGCACCAGGAGCAGAGGAAAGGGAUGCCGCUGAAGCUACGUCUACUACAUCUGUCAGGCCAGCCUGGGCUCCUCUGGAUUCAAAUAUGCAGUCGAAAACUGUUUUGAAGAAGAAAAGAAGGAAAUUCCCAGGAAUGUUUAACGCUAACGAUUCAGUUUCAGAUUCAGAUUCAGAUUCACAGCAUUAGAUGCAAUCAUUGUAAAUUAGGAAACUGAAAGUAUCUAAUCUAUUCAAGCAUGU